GUUUCUAUCCCUCGUAAGUUUCUCAUAUUCCCAACUUUACCCUCCAUUACAAAAAAGCCCUAAACUACAAACUCUCUCUCUCUCUCUAGCCUUCGUUCAGCUCUCUCCACACCUUUUAUGCGUUUUCAUUACUGUCUUAACAGAACCCACUGUGGAGAAGUCUUGGAUCCACGGCUAAAUGGAAGAAGCCAAAGAAGAAACGAAGUCUUUCAAAGAAUUAGGAGUUUGUGAUCAAUUGAUUGAGGCUUGCGAUAAUUUGGGUUGGAAAACCCCUUCUAAGAUACAAGCUGAAGCUAUGCCUCACGCCUUUGAAGGCAAAGACCUAAUUGGUCUGGCGCAAACGGGUUCUGGAAAGACUGGAGCUUUUGCAAUUCCUAUACUGCAAUCCCUUUUAGAUUCUCCGCAUGCUUUUUUUGCCUGCGUUCUCUCUCCAACAAGAGAGCUUGCGAUUCAAAUUGCUGAGCAGUUUGAAGCUUUAGGAUCCGGUAUUGGCGUGAAAUGUGCAGUGCUGGUUGGAGGGAUAGAUCAAGUACAACAGAGCAUUGCCCUCGGGAAACGGCCUCACAUUGUUGUUGCAACACCUGGUCGCCUAUUGGAUCAUCUUUCCAAUACAAAAGGGUUUUCUCUUCGUAUGAUAAAGUACUUGGUAUUAGAUGAGGCAGACAGGUUGCUAAAUGAGGAUUUUGAAAAGGCCCUCGAUCAGAUUUUGAAUGCUAUUCCUCGUGAACGAAGGACUUAUCUGUUUUCUGCUACAAUGACCAAAAAGGUGCGGAAACUUCAGAGGGCUUGUUUGAGAAACCCUGUUAAGAUCGAAGCUGCAUCUAAGUAUUCCACCGUUGAUACACUGAAGCAGCAGUAUCGAUUUCUUCCUGCUAAGUAUAAGGACUGCUAUCUUAUCUAUAUUCUGACUGAGAUGGCUGGCAGUACAUCAAUGGUUUUCACUCGAACAUGUGACGCAACUCGUCUUCUGGCUUUGAUGCUUCGAAACCUUGGCCUGAGAGCCAUACCAAUUAGUGGUCAGAUGUCUCAGGAUAAAAGGCUUGGAGCUUUAAACAAAUUUAAGGCCGGAGAGUGCAAUAUCCUUAUCUGCACGGAUGUGGCCAGUCGAGGACUUGAUAUCCCAUCUGUUGAUAUGGUUAUCAACUAUGACAUUCCAACAAACUCAAAGGAUUAUAUACAUAGAGUGGGAAGAACUGCACGAGCAGGGCGUUCUGGGGUUGCCAUAUCAUUAGUGAAUCAGUAUGAGUUGGAGUGGUAUAUACAGAUAGAAAAGCUUAUUGGGAAGAAACUACCGGAGUAUCCUGCAGAGGAAGAGGAGGUUUUGCUACUCUUGGAGCGCGUAACAGAAGCCAAGAGGAUCUCGCUUAUGAAAAUCAAAGAAACUGGUGGUAAAAGGAAACACAGAGGUGGUGUUGGAGAUGAUGGUGACAAUGAAGAGGUUCAUAAAUACUUAGGGGCUAAGAAGGGAAAGCUAUCAAAGAAGCCAAAGAGAAAGUAACAAUUGUAGGGAGCUCUACCCGGCGCGAAUUCGGAUUAGUUGGGCUCCAGUGCGGGUACAGAAUACCGGAUGGGAAACCCAAAAAGAAAAAGCAAUUGUUAGUCCAUUUUUGACCUUGGUUAUUUCAUUUAUAUUAUUGUUAUUGUCUUUUGGGGUAUUGUAAUUUGACAUUUCUACGAUCCAACUAACUUAACGUAAAAGAGAUUUUUGAAUCUUGUGA
Messenger RNA from Capsicum annuum, 1718 nucleotides. RefSeq names its product DEAD-box ATP-dependent RNA helicase 10. The transcript is spliced from 14 exons. Gene Ontology annotation, molecular function: ATP binding; nucleic acid binding; RNA helicase activity. The record is from RefSeq and is a predicted model, not a curated record. The coding region runs from base 179 to 1498 and encodes 439 amino acids. Lineage: Eukaryota; Viridiplantae; Streptophyta; Magnoliopsida; Solanales; Solanaceae.